Molecule: messenger RNA, 684 nt
Organism: Nematocida parisii ERTm1
Lineage: Eukaryota; Fungi; Microsporidia
Exons: 1
Coding region: 1-684 (227 amino acids)
Source: RefSeq, a predicted model, not a curated record
AUGCAGAAAAUGCGAACAUGCAUUCUUAUAUCACUAUGUAUAUUUAUUUAUCAGGUCUGCGGAAGCUCUAAGAAGGGAAAUUCGAACAAAGACCUUGAGUAUCUUAUUCAAGACGAAAAUAAAAAAGAAGGAGUGCUUAUAUCCACGUAUACAGGAGAUCUAUAUAUAGCUAUAAAGGAUGGAAAGGUCAUUGGAGUAAGAGAUCCCAGACAAGCAAAUCUUUUUGAUAUCGAUCUUCCUACAAAGGAGACUGACCCGCAAGAAAUAAAGCUCGAGCCGUGGGUAGAAGGCAAAAAGUAUGUUAUUGAAUCCAACCCAGUAGGAGAAGGCCUGAAUGUAGAAAUUCCAAUAGAAACAGAGCAAGAAGCAAAGUCUAAUUUGAUGAUUAUUCGAAAUGUAAUAGCAAAGAAUGCGAAAAAGCCAGUUUUUGAGAUUGUUUCUGCUUCUAGACAGAGGUGUUUCUCAUUGGACAUAAACACAUUAGAGGUUAGUCUGCAAGAGUGCUCAAAUGGGUCAAACGAUCUAAGGACAUUUAUGUUCCUUUCCAUGCAAGAGGCAUCUAAAAAUGAAGCAAAUAAGAAUGGAGGCACCGCCUUUAAUAUGGCAGAGUACACAGCCAGUACGCGGGUACCAGCUGGCACUUUGCUUGUAGGAAGUAAAUCUGGAGUGCUUUAUCUGCAUUAA